CAUAAUAAUGACAAUGAUGAUAAUAAUAAUAAUAGAAAUCUUUUCAGAUGUCUUGAAGAUUUUUUUCGUUCCAUUUUUGUCACUUGGAAUUGUGCUCACUAUUUAUGCCUUUCAUUAGGUUUUCCAUUCAUAUUUGUUCUAUUAUCCUAUUUGCUCAAUUCAAAAGGAUAUGAAACCAAACGAUACUGUUGGAUGUCCAUUGAAGGCGGUAUUCAAUAUUCGUUUAUAAUGCCUGUAUUGCUUCUAAUUUCGCUCAAUACAUGUUUGAUACUAUUGGUGCUUAAACGUUAUUUUGAAAGAAAACCAUUGUCGCAUCGUUCACAAAUUCACCAGAUUCGGCCAUCAAUACGAGCUUGUAUAAUAUUAUUACCAUUUUUUUGUCUCAAUUGGUUUUUGGGCGUCUUAUCAUUGGAAACAUUACGUACAACGCCAUUUGAAUUGAUAUUCGCAUUAACCAAUGGAUCACAUUCAUUUUUAGCAUUCUAUUUUCAUUGCUAUCAACGUUAUAAUCUCAAACAUUAUCUACAGCAAUAUGGUUCGUUACGAUUAAUAUUCAUGGAUUAUGGUAAUGGCGGCAAUAAAAUAUCAAAAUUUUUAAAUAACUAUACACAACAGAUAUCAAAAUGGUUAUUUGGUAAUAUUGAUCAUCAAAAUUCAAAUGGUGAAGAUGAUGAUCACAAUAAUGAUGAUAUUGGUGGCCAUAGUCAUUUACAUCAUCAUCACCAUCAUCAUCAUCGACAUCAUCAUCAUUAUAAUCAUCAAAAUCAUCACAAUAUGGAUUCUGAUGUUGCAGAACUUUUAUUACAAAAAGAUUCAACAAUCUCUUGUGAUCUAUUGAAUGUCAAAAAUAAUAAUGACAAACAAUGUUUACAAUGUGGUAAUAGCAAUAAUAUUGAAGAUCAUAAUGAUUGUGAACAACAACAACAACAUCAAUCGAUUUUAAAAUCAAAAGAUGAUAAGACAAAUUUUUCAACAAAUAAAAUACCUGAACGUCAACAUCAUCAUCAUCAUCAGAAUUAUAAUUCUGGUACAAAAACCAAUUUAAUAUGCUGUUGUAGUAAUGAUACCUAUAAUUGUCCAGAUGGAUGUUCAUUUCACUGUUCCAAUGAUACAACAUCGUCCGCAACUGAACAACAUACAGCUGUUCCAUUUAUCGACACAACAAUGCCAGAUUUUACUUCAACUUCAUUGAACCGAUCGUUAAGUUUUCCAAUAGUUUCGUUGGAUCAUCAUUCACAGCAGCAACAAUCCUGUAAUGCCUUCAAUUUGCAUCCUUAUCUCCAACAACAACAAACAGCAGCAACAUUAUCAACACCGAAAUUCAAAUCAACAUUAUAUUCAAACAGCGGCCCAAACAUCAAGGACAAUGUCGGCAACAACAACUCCAACUAGUAACAAUAGUAUUAUAACGAUAACGGAAACGAUCAACGGCAACCAAACUGGAUCCAUUAGACCAAAUGCCUCACAGAAGCAUUCUCAUUGUUGUUAUUGUUAUUAUUGUCGCCAACAACCCAUUAAUAAUGACAAUGAUUCAAAUGCAGAAUCUUGUUUGCCAGUAUUUCAGCAUCAUCAUCAUCAUCAAAAUCAAGUCAUACAAAAUGGUGGUGGAUUCUAUUCGCAUCAUCUGUCAUCAUCCUCAUCGUCAUUGUCAUCAUCGCCUUCGCUGUUUAUGCCAUCAUCUGUAACAAAACUGCCAACAACAUCAAUGCCAUCUUCAUCAUCAUCAACUUCGUCUUCAUCUUCUGUUUACUAUCAUCAUCAUUCUAUACAACAACAACAACAACAUCAUAGCCAUUAUAAUGGUAUGAACUUUGCCAAACAUUUUUCGAAUCCUGACACAUUUACAGUUCAAAAUUCUAAUGAUGAUGCUACAUCAGUAGCUAGUACUUUGGGAUCGGUUGAUUUAAAUCCUGUGAAUAGUGUACAACAACAACGUGAACAAAAAUCAUCAACAAUAGAAAAUCAUUUUAAAAUCAACCAUACAAAUAAUUCAUUG
This is a messenger RNA of Dermatophagoides farinae (American house dust mite), 1996 nucleotides long. NCBI's taxonomy places the organism in Eukaryota, Metazoa, Arthropoda, Arachnida, Sarcoptiformes, Pyroglyphidae. The record is from RefSeq and is a predicted model, not a curated record.